AUGCUCGCCUCAGCUGCAAGUAGGUCCUUCUCGAGGAGGGCAAUGAUUGCGGCGGCUGCUGCUGCCGUAGAUGCGGCGGCGGCCGCUGCUGUAGAUAAUGCGGCAGCUGCUGCUGCUGUAGAUGCAGCGGCGGCUGCUGCAGAAGGCGCGGCGGCUGCUGCUGCUGUAGAUGCAGCGGCGGCUGCUGCAGAAGAUGCGGCGGCUGCUGCUGCUGUGGAUGCAGCGGCGGCUGCUGCAGAAGAUGCGGCGGCUGCUGCUGCUGUGGAUGCAGCGGCGGCUGCUGCAGAAGAUGCGGCGGCUGCUGCUGCUGUAGCUGCAGCGGCGGCUGUUGCAGUAGAUGCGGCGGCUGCAGCUGCUGUAGAUGCAGCGGCGGCCGCGGCAGGGGAGGCGGCGACGGCUGCUGCAGCAGUUGCGACGGCCGCGACUGCAGUCUCUGCCGCGGCUGUUGCUGCAGGCCCGACCGCGGCGACGAAGGCGCGGGGGGGUCGAGCGCAGCACGGAGCAGCGCGACGGGCCGCGCUCGAAGAAAAAGAGCCGCGCGCACCGGCGGCUAGCUAG
Closterium sp. Yama58-4 is the source of this 558-nucleotide messenger RNA. NCBI's taxonomy places the organism in Eukaryota, Viridiplantae, Streptophyta, Zygnematophyceae, Desmidiales, Closteriaceae. The record is from the annotation of a GenBank genome assembly.